Quercus lobata is the source of this 1309-nucleotide messenger RNA. RefSeq lists its product as uncharacterized. The coding region runs from base 224 to 1057 and encodes 277 amino acids. The record is from RefSeq and is a predicted model, not a curated record. The transcript has 3 exons. Lineage: Eukaryota; Viridiplantae; Streptophyta; Magnoliopsida; Fagales; Fagaceae.
UUGAAUGAAUCAUAUGUGUUCUUACACUGCAUCUGUAAGAUCUAUUUUUUCGUUUUUGGUUCUAUUGGGUCUAAAUUUCUUUCUAUUUCUAAAUUUCUAUCUAUUUGCCCCUAAAAAAAGGUUUCAAUAACAACAAGAAGAUUCUAAGUCUUGAAUCCCAGAAAGCAGCCAAAUCAAUUAAGCAAGAAACAACAACAAUACACUUAAGCCAAGGAAUUAGAAAAUGUCGGGUGUAACUCUCUCUAUGGCUCCUCGAUCGGAGCCUGACAAAACCACCACUUCUGAAACAACAAAACCCCAACAAAAGCCAAUUUCUCAGCAGCAGCAACAGUCUGUGAUGGGUGGUGUAAUGGGAUCACUGCGUGUAAUAGAGCUCCAGCUCGUAGCCUUUAUCAUGGUUUUCUCAGCUAGUGGUCUUGUCCCACUUCUUGAUUUAGUCUUUCCUGCCUUUGCCUCAGCCUAUCUUCUAGUUCUCUCUCGCUUGGUCUUCCCUGCCCAUGGUAGUGUCAGCUCUGGAUCACAGGAAAUUUUCCAGGGAAGCAGAUUCUUUAGGUUCUAUGUGGUUGUGGGAACCACAAUAGGGCUUUUCUUGCCCCUGGCAUACGUUUUGGGUGGGUUUGCUAGAGGAGAUGAACAUGCAGUUCGAUCAGCAACACCUCACUUGUUCUUACUCUCUUUUCAGAUACUCACUGAGAACAUAAUUAGUGGGUUGUCUUUGUUUUCACCACCAGUGAGAGCAUUGGUUCCAUUGCUCUAUACCGUUCGGAGGGUCUUUGUAAUCGCUGAUUGGAUAAAGGACGUGUGGGUGAACAAAACACUGCCUGCAAACGCCCAACUUAAGAACAUUGCUUGGUUUUGGUUCGGGAGGAGCCUUGCAGUUGCCAAUCUAGUGUAUUUCUCAAUCAACCUGUUCGGGUUUUUGAUUCCACGAUUCCUUCCAAGGGCCUUUGAGAGGUAUUUUAGGGAAAGGGAUGAGAUUCAUGCCAAGACUGCGGAAGACAAGCGUUCUGCAGUUAUUAACAAAUCCCAGCCAACAGAUAAUAAGAAGGCAGAUUAGUGCUUUUCUUGCUUGGUCCCAUGUAGUAUGAAUAUAGUUUUGGGAAGGAACAAAACUAUAUUCUAGAAGGCAGAUUAGUGCUUUUCCACUUCCUAGUAAGGUUCAAGAAUUUCUCAGCAAUGCAAAAUCAGUAUUUAUUUUCUUAUCAAAUAACACGACAAUAUAUAUCUGUGCUACUUGUAUGUAUGAUUAUGACAGCAAGACUCGUGAUCAUUGCCAAGCUUAUUAGUGAUCCAUUCUUUUCUUGAUCAA